Mus caroli (Ryukyu mouse) is the source of this 1411-nucleotide messenger RNA. It is a transcript of the gene Rpl4, whose product is annotated as ribosomal protein L4. Gene Ontology annotation, molecular function: structural constituent of ribosome. Gene Ontology annotation, cellular component: ribosome. Lineage: Eukaryota; Metazoa; Chordata; Mammalia; Rodentia; Muridae. The record is from RefSeq and is a predicted model, not a curated record. Gene Ontology annotation, biological process: translation.
CAAGUGAUAAGUCUUUCCUUUUCCUGUGGGAGCAGCCGGGUAGAGAGGAGCGUGGCCGUCUCCUCUCCCCGUCAUGGCUUGUGCCCGUCCCCUCAUAUCGGUGUACUCUGAAAAGGGAGAGUCAUCUGGCAAGAAUGUCACUUUGCCAGCUGUGUUCAAAGCUCCCAUUCGACCAGAUAUUGUGAACUUCGUUCACACCAACUUGAGGAAAAACAACAGACAGCCCUAUGCCGUCAGUGAAUUGGCAGGUCAUCAGACCAGUGCUGAGUCUUGGGGUACUGGCAGAGCUGUGGCUCGAAUUCCAAGAGUUCGAGGUGGUGGGACCCACCGAUCUGGCCAGGGUGCCUUUGGAAAUAUGUGUCGUGGGGGACGCAUGUUUGCACCAACCAAAACCUGGCGUCGUUGGCACCGCAGAGUGAAUACAACCCAAAAACGAUAUGCCAUCUGUUCUGCACUGGCUGCCUCAGCCUUACCAGCUUUGGUGAUGUCUAAAGGUCAUCGUAUUGAGGAGGUUCCUGAGCUGCCGCUGGUGGUUGAAGAUAAGGUUGAAGGUUACAAGAAGACCAAGGAGGCUGUUCAGCUGCUUAAGAAACUUAAAGCUUGGAAUGACAUCAAAAAGGUCUAUGCCUCUCAGAGAAUGAGAGCUGGCAAGGGCAAAAUGAGAAACCGACGUCGGAUCCAGCGCAGGGGGCCCUGCAUCAUCUAUAAUGAAGAUAAUGGCAUCAUCAAGGCCUUCCGGAACAUCCCUGGUAUCACUCUGCUUAAUGUAAGCAAACUGAACAUUUUGAAACUUGCUCCUGGUGGGCAUGUGGGGCGUUUCUGCAUCUGGACGGAGAGUGCUUUCCGGAAGUUGGAUGAGCUGUAUGGCACUUGGCGAAAGGCUGCUUCCCUCAAGAGUAACUAUAACCUUCCCAUGCACAAGAUGAUGAACACCGACCUUAGCAGAAUCUUGAAAAGCCCAGAAAUCCAAAGAGCCCUCCGAGCACCACGCAAGAAGAUUCAUCGCAGAGUCUUGAAGAAGAAUCCACUGAAGAACCUGAGGAUCAUGUUGAAGCUGAACCCUUACGCCAAGACUAUGCGCAGGAACACCAUUCUUCGCCAGGCCAGGAAUCACAAAUUUCGUGUGAAAAAGCUGGAAGCAGCAGCUACUGCACUGGCAACCAAAUCCGAGAAGGUUGUUCCAGAAAAGGGGACUGCAGAGAAGAAGCCAGCAGUAGGCAAGAAAGGAAAGAAGCCUGCGGAUGCUAAGAAGCAGAAGCCUGCAGGGAAAAAGGUGGUUGCCAAGAAACCAGCAGAGAAGAAGCCUACCACAGAGGAAAAGAAGCCAGCUGCAUAAACUAUUAAAAAUUGUUAAAUUCCAGAGAGCAAGUAGAGACAGCAUAUUUCAAUAAAUCAAACAUGUGGUGACAAA